Messenger RNA from Gavialis gangeticus (Gharial), 1473 nucleotides. It is a transcript of the gene WNT9A, whose product is annotated as Wnt family member 9A. Gene Ontology annotation, molecular function: frizzled binding; cytokine activity. Gene Ontology annotation, biological process: multicellular organism development; neuron differentiation; canonical Wnt signaling pathway. Bases 201 to 1307 code for a protein of 368 amino acids. Gene Ontology annotation, cellular component: extracellular region. The record is from RefSeq and is a predicted model, not a curated record. The transcript has 4 exons. NCBI's taxonomy places the organism in Eukaryota, Metazoa, Chordata, Crocodylia, Gavialidae.
CCUGAAGCGUUCCAGCAUGUUUUGAAUUCUGGCUUGAGCAAUUCUUCCUUUUUGGCCGGGGAAAUGUAUCUUCAGGUCCCUCGAAACCCUAUAUAGUGAUUCCCAUUGACUGACUGCACUGGCACCUGGCCGGAAGAGGGCAGAGCCAGGAGAGUGGGGUACGGGCAGCGGAGCCAACAAACGGCUCAUGCCUCCAGCAGAUGUUCCUUGCCGCUUCUUUACUCCCUGGGGCCGAUGCCAGCCUGGGUGGUGUCCAGCAGCCCGUCACUCGACACCAGGAACAGUAUGCUGGCUGCUCUUAUUGCACAUUGCUGACUGGGAAUGAACCCCUGACCAUCCUCCCUCUGACCUCAGAAAUGGAGGAAGCUGCUGUCAAGGCCCACUACAAAGUGUGCGACCGCCUGAAGCUGGAGAAAAAGCAGCGCAGGAUGUGUCGGCGGGACCCCGGGGUGGCCGAGACCCUCAUGGAGGCCAUCAGCAUGAGUGCCCUGGAGUGCCAGUACCAGUUCCGCUUCGAACGGUGGAACUGCACGCUCGAGGGGCGCUACAGGGCCAGCCUGCUGAAGAGAGGUUUUAAGGAAACAGCCUUCCUCUAUGCCAUUUCCUCAGCAGGGCUCACCCAUGCCAUGGCCAAAGCCUGCAGCGCUGGGCGUAUGGAGCGUUGCACCUGCGAUGAAGCCCCUGACCUGGAGAACAGGGAGGCCUGGCAGUGGGGCGGCUGUGGCGACAACCUCAAGUACAGCAAUAAGUUCGUCAAGGAGUUUCUGGGGAAGAAAUCCAUCAAGGACCUGCGAGCCAGGGUGGACUUUCACAACAACCUUGUGGGCAUGAAGGUCAUCAAAGCUGGGGUGGAGACUACCUGCAAGUGCCAUGGGGUAUCUGGAUCCUGUACUGUCCGCACGUGUUGGCGACAGCUCUCUCCGUUCCAUGAGAUUGGCAAGCAGCUGAAGCAGAAAUACGAGACGUCGCUCAAAGUUGGCAGCACCACCAACGAGGCCACCGGGGAAGGGGACAUCUCACCGCCCAAGAAGUCCAUCCCUGGUCACAGUGACCAAAUCCCAAGGACUACGGAUCUUGUCUAUAUUGACGAUUCCCCCAGCUUCUGUCUGAUGAGCAGGUAUUCACCUGGGACUUCGGGAAGGAAAUGUUACAAAGACAAAAACUGUGACAGCAUCUGCUGUGGCCGAGGUCACAACACGCAGAGCAGGGUGGUCACCCGGCCGUGCCAGUGUCAGGUCCGCUGGUGUUGCUACGUGGAGUGCAAGCAGUGCACUCAGAGAGAAGAGGUUUAUACCUGCAAGGACUAAUGCCCGCUCUGCUUACCAGAUGCCCUCAGCGAUGGGAGAUCAGGAUCUAUGAGAAUUAUAUAUGGAGACAAACAGGGUGUGAUUGACCAUCUUGGGAUCUGAAAGCUAUGUUGAGACCUAAGCACUUUGUAGGGUACAGGUGACCCAGUUGUGUGUUUUGUUUUGU